AUGCCCUCCAUCCCGCACCAGCUCUGUGAAUUCCAAGGAGAGCUCCAGGACGGGGGCCCAGACGGUGACACGAGAACUGGAACCCCUCAGUCUGUCUGGCCCCUGGAAUGCCGGCCUGCUUCUUCCAUGGCCCUCCGGGCACUGCCCCGCAUGACCCGGCCCUCCUUCCCCGCCUCCCACCACCAGAAUCAGGAAGGGGAGUCUACCUGCUUCUUUCUGCGCGAGCUGUCCAAGCUGGGCCCGAACAGUCGCAGGGAGGUGGGGCUGCGGGUUCUUCAGCUGCCUGUAGAUUACAGGGAAGUGACGCAGAGGGUCACCAGAAUCUGGGAAGACCUUCAACCUGAGGUCCUAGCCGAUUUUCUAAGGUUCUGGGUGUGUCUGCAAGAGUUUAAGCUGAAACACAGACUUGUCGUGCACAUAGAGCUGGACGCCUCCGCCAAGGCCAUCGUUCUGGAACAGCGCGCCAAGAACCGAGGUUCCUGGGAUGCCGACAUCCGGGGCUUCAGGCCCGCUCGCGGCGAGGGCCUUCCGGAUGGCCCGGAAGUGAUCGCGUCCGGGGUCAGCACGAGGGCGCUCAGCAAGCUGGUGGCGGUGGAGGGCGCGCAGGUGGUCUACUCUCGCAAUGCAGGCAGAUACGUCUGUGAUUACACCUGCUACCUGUCUUUGCAUCAUGGGAAUGGGCGCACGGCCCUCCUCCGCGUGCCUCCAUUAUCCUGUUGGCUCCCGGACGUGCUGGACGAGAUGAGAAAGCCGGAGCUCAAAGCCCGGUUUGCAGAAAACUCAACCUCGGUGAUUCCAGCCCCGGGGAACCGAUGGGGGGACUGCUCCUUUAGAGAAAAUUAA
Molecule: messenger RNA, 843 nt
Organism: Prionailurus viverrinus (fishing cat)
Lineage: Eukaryota; Metazoa; Chordata; Mammalia; Carnivora; Felidae
Gene: PGPEP1L
Product: pyroglutamyl-peptidase I like
Biological process (GO): proteolysis
Source: RefSeq, a predicted model, not a curated record